Molecule: messenger RNA, 2310 nt
Organism: Oncorhynchus nerka (sockeye salmon)
Lineage: Eukaryota; Metazoa; Chordata; Actinopteri; Salmoniformes; Salmonidae
Product: synaptotagmin-17-like
Biological process (GO): regulation of dopamine secretion; synaptic vesicle endocytosis; regulation of calcium ion-dependent exocytosis
Cellular component (GO): plasma membrane; exocytic vesicle
Molecular function (GO): calcium-dependent phospholipid binding; phosphatidylserine binding; calcium ion binding
Source: RefSeq, a predicted model, not a curated record
AGAGAGAAGGUUCUGUUGUUGUUGUUUGGUGAGAGGGGGGUGAUGAUGGAGAGGUAGUGAGAAUGAAGAAGAGUAACCUGGUUAACCCUUCACUCUUGUCACCUUGAGAUUUUAUAUCUCUUGUUUUCCACUCCUCUUUUCUCCGGGGUGAAAGUGGAUGUUGGAUGGAGGGAUGAGGAACUGGAUGAAGGGAAGUGAGGAAGAGAAUAGAGACUGAGGAGACAAUGGCGUACACACAGUUGGAACCCAUCAACAAGGGUGUGCUGGCCAGGCUAACUGACUGUCUAUUGUGUCGGUGGUCGUGUCGCUCAUGUCUGUUGUGGUGUUGGGAGUGCUGCUUUCCGCCCAGUGAUGAGGAGGUGGAGAUACUGGGACCCUUCCCUGCUCAGACCCCCUCCUGGCUAGUGAACGAGUGUGUGGAUGAGAAGGACACUGAUACCGGGGUCACUCAUGUUGACUCCAUGGCAAUACCGCAGGACAGUAUUCCGACCCGGAGACGUUCCAGCUCAGAGAUGUCCCGAUCCACCUUCAGCCUGGUCCGACAACUCUCCAGUCUAGACGCCCGCAGGCCCAGCUCUCCGCUGGUUGAUGUGAAACCCAUUGAGUUCUGGGCCAUGGGCCCCAGGAAGGAGGUGAUCCAGCCGCUGCGUCGACCCCAGCCCCCUCCGGAUGACUACUUCAGGAAGUUGGAGCCACGCCUCUACUCUCUGGACUCAUCCGGAGACGACGUGGACUCGCUAACGGACGAGGAGAUUCUGCUACGAUACCAACUGGGCAUGCUCCACUUCAGCACACAGUAUGAUUUAAUCAACGGCCACCUGGGCGUUAGGGUCAUUGAGGCUCGCGACCUGCCCCCACCUCUGACCUGUGAUGGAGCCCGCCAGGACAUGGCCCACUCCAACCCAUACGUCAAGAUCAGCCUGCUGCCAGACCACAAGAACUCCCGGCAGACGGGGGUGAAGAGGAAGACACAGAACCCGGUGUUCGAGGAGCGGUUCACCUUUGACCUUCUGUUCCUAGAGGCCCAGCGCCGCACCCUGCUGCUGUCUGUGGUCGACUUUGACAAGUUCUCACGACACUGUGUCAUCGGCAAGGUGGCUCUGCCUCUGAGUGAGGUUGAUCUGGUGAGAGGUGGUCAUUGGUGGAAGGCCCUGGUGCCUAGUUCUCAGAAUGAGGUAGAGCUGGGAGAGCUGCUGUUAUCACUCAACUACCUGCCCUCUGCUGGAAGACUCAACGUUGACAUCAUCAGAGCGAAGCAGCUGCUGCAGACAGACAUGUGCCAGGGAUCAGACCCGUUUGUGAAGGUUCAGCUGGUAACAGGGCUGAAGCUGGUAAAGACCAAGAAGACUUCCUGUAUGAAAGGAACCAUCGACCCCUUCUACAAUGAGUCGUUCAGCUUCAGAGUCCCCCACGAAGACCUCAGCGAAGUCAGCCUCGUAUUUACAGUGUACGGCCACAACAUGAAGAGCAGUAAUGAUUUUGUGGGGAGGAUCGUGAUUGGCCAGUUCUCCACGGGUCCCCCUGAGACCUCCCACUGGCGCCACCUGUUGGCCAGUCAGAGAACUCCGGUUGAACAGUGGCACAGCCUGCGCUCACGGGCAGAGUGUGACCGCGUCUCCCCCGCCUCGCUGGAGGUCACAUGAUAGAGCUGGAGAGGGAUCAGGAGUUAGAGGUUAAGGGUCAGAGGUCAGGAGGAGAGGUAUAAGCUCAAAGGGUUGAGGUACACAGUAGGAAAGAGGAAGAUGAAAGGGGGUCAGAGUUAGAGGUUAGAGGUCGGGGUUUGAUGUCAGGGAGGUGAGAAAAGGGGGUUAGAGGAGAGAGAAAGAGAGAGAGAGAGAGAGAGAGAGACACAGGGAGAGAAGAGAGAGGGACACAGAGAGAAGAGAGAGGGACACAGAGAGAGAGAGAGAGAGAGAGAGAGAGAGACACAGAGAGAGGGACACAGAGAGAGGGACACAGAGAGGGACACAGAGAGGGACACAGAGAGAGAAGAGAGAGGGACACAGAGAGAGAGGGAGAGGAGGAAGGGGAGACAGAGGUCAAGGUUAAGGCCACCAGCAGGGCCGGAUUAAGAAAUCAUAGGCCGUGGCUUAGACAUUGCUCAAAUUUUAAUAGUAAAGACGUCAUUUAACUGUAAAAAUAUAUAUUUGUCUCAGCCCGGGCCCCAGGCCUAUGGUUGGAGGUUCCAGUAAAUAAUAAAAAAUAUAUAUAUACAUUUCUAUUUUUCUUGGCCUCAAGGGCCUCGGGGCUUCAGCCCCUGCAUUAAUCAGACCCUGCAUUAAUCAGGCCUUGAAUUGAUCAGGCCCUGCA